This is a messenger RNA of Hyposmocoma kahamanoa, 2748 nucleotides long. RefSeq lists its product as uncharacterized. The coding region runs from base 155 to 2314 and encodes 719 amino acids. The record is from RefSeq and is a predicted model, not a curated record. The transcript is spliced from 6 exons. Gene Ontology annotation, cellular component: cytoplasm; nucleus. NCBI's taxonomy places the organism in Eukaryota, Metazoa, Arthropoda, Insecta, Lepidoptera, Cosmopterigidae. Gene Ontology annotation, molecular function: thiosulfate-cyanide sulfurtransferase activity; protein tyrosine phosphatase activity. Gene Ontology annotation, biological process: protein dephosphorylation; positive regulation of G2/MI transition of meiotic cell cycle; positive regulation of G2/M transition of mitotic cell cycle.
GACGAACCGCUGAAAGCGACGGAUCGCCGCGCGCGUGCGUAAUAAACAACCAAUCAGCUGAGAGAGAAUCAAAAAGACUGAAUUACAAAAUGGACUUGGCCCUGUGAAUGUUUAUUUGUGUUUUUAUUGCGAACUAUAUUUUGUGAUUGUCAAAAUGUGGGGCGAAAGCAGCAAGAACUGCGAAAUCAACUGCCAGUGCUCCGAAUUAAUACCCGUAAGCUUCAAGAUAGACUCAGGCAAUAACGCAACAAAACGCAAGAAAGAAGAAGCCGUAACAGCAAACUACAAACUGAAAAUGCUCCCACAAUCACUGGCCCUAAAUUCACCAACCCACACACCUUCAAAGCGGAGAAUUCUCGGCGAAAUACAAAAUUCUUCAUUAUUCAGACCCUCGAACACUGAAAACAUUAAGUCUCCUUUAUUUCUCCAAAAGAAAUCUGACAUUCCAUUCUUACCAAAAAAUUCUCCAGUUAUCGAUAGGAUACUUACACCAUUGAAGAAAUCCCCUUUGAUAGAUAAUAACUCUUCACCAGUUACAACUAGAUCUUCUUUUACUUUGAAACGAACGAAAACUUCUACGAAUAAAAUUACGAGAAUCUUCGAAGAUAGAUCGAAUUUCAAAAUGUCGAACAAAGAGAAUGUUUUAAGCAAAAGCUUUAUGAAGAUUGAAGUGGAAGAGGAGACCAGGGAUUGCACUUUUAGUGACACCUUCCGAAGAGCGACCAGCACUAAUUGGUCCAUGACAAAGUUGGACUUCACCGACGCACUUCAAUCAACAUCCUUCGAAAUGUCAACAAAGUCCGAAGCAGACACAUUUGUACCUGAAAAAGAACUCAUUCAAGACCUGGAUCCUGAAUUUGAGACCUUGCACGACCUGGAAGAAGAGUUUGAAAACGAUCAUUUCGAUCAGUGCACUAAAUACGAAAUAAUUUCUACAGAUAGUCCUAAUAUUAUAUCUAGAGGACGGUCUACCGCUAGGAAGGUUGAUUCCAGGAACUUCGUCUUUGGUGCUCCACUAGCUGAUGAUGAACAGUCAACGUCUUUCAACAAACCGAACAUCACAGCGACCAGAUCUUUAAAUUUUGAAGAAUGCUUUGAGUUUACCAGCCCUGCAGCGCGAAAAACUUCAUUCUCAGUGAAGAAGUCUUUGAAAUUUAACGAGACACCAACCAAAAAAGGCGAUAAAUUUGAAACACCCACCAAACACCAUCCGCUGAGGCAUGAACAGAGCGACUCCAGCAUUGGUUCCAUGGCUUCAUUUGCUUCAUCACCGAGUUGUAGUCAGUUGAGGCUGUUUACAUCAGAAAGCACAACGUCAAUGGAGAGCGGUUUUAUAUCUGAACUGGAAGAGCCGUUUCUAGACCUGGAAGAGACAUCAAACUCCCCAAAAGUCCCAAAUUUCAAUGAUCUGCUCUCUGGCCAGAUAAAGGAGAACUUUUUAACCGAAAAGAACUUUUUGAAACGACCAACCUUGCAUAGAAGCUUCAGCCUGAACCAGGAACCUAAAGCUAAAGUCUCGUUGUUCUCAAUAAAAGAAAUUGCUGAUGUUAAAAAAUCACAGAAGAGGCAAGAAACAGAAACUGAUGUGGACAAUAUGGAUAAUAAACGUAGGAAAUCUAAUUCUGGCAGCCCAGAGAGUUUGGUGAUGAUGGAGAAACCACAAAGGCCGAUUCUUCAACGAGCUUUCUCGGAGAAUCAUGCUUCGAUUAUGUCUGCUGUUGCCAGAUCAACGGAAGAAUCAGACCUAAUUGGUGAUUUCUCCCUUCCCUGUGCGCUUCCCCUCGUCAGCGGAGACCACCAGGAUCUUAAGUGCAUCUCUGCUGACACCCUGGCUGGUCUCCUCAAAGGGGACUUUCAUGACUGCAUCGGGGAUUUCCAGGUGAUCGACUGCCGCUACCCGUACGAGUUUCAAGGGGGCCACAUCCCAGGGGCCAUGAAUCUGUACACACCACAACUGGUUCAACAGCUGUUAGACCAGCCCCGGAACAGCGCCAACGAUGGUAGGAGGAAAAUUGUAGUGUUUCACUGCGAGUUUUCCUUGGAAAGAGGGCCUAAGCUAUACCGCUACCUCCGUUCUACCGACAGAUCCAAAAACCGCGAAAACUAUCCAACACUUACAUAUCCAGAAAUCUAUCUCCUCCACAAAGGCUACUCCUCAUUCUUCAAGCGGUACCCAGACCUCUGCACCAGUGGCUACACGGCCAUGUUAGACCCGAAACAUUCCCAGAUGUUACGAAAACACAGAUCUGGUGAGGAACCUGCUUCAUUCUUUACUCAUCAUCGGUCAAAGCCUGGCUACAGAUUGAUGUUUUAGCAUAACGAGAAUUUAUUGUGAACAAUUGUGACACGGAUCAUAUUAUUUGAGUUCCUGGGUCGUAUACGAGUGGCCUAACCAGUAUGUGAGUGACCUGUAUUAGAAAAUGAGUGGCCUUCAUCAUAUAUGGGUGAGCUGGUCCUUAUUUGAGUAGCCUAGGUCAUAUAUUGGUGACUUAUCAUUGGUCACAGCUGUUUAAUAAAUCGAUUUUGUAUUGUAAUAUUAAAGGCUUAAAAAUCGACCUGUUCUCUUGCUUCGCUAGGAGUCGACACCAGCGCCAUGUAUAGACAUAUAGGGUAAAAAGAAAUUAUCUAUUUAAUAUUACAAAGUAUGACAUUUAGGAAUAAAAAAGCCAUUAUUUUUUGAACUUGAAAAAUUUUAGAUUAAUAUUGAAUUUAAAGUUGAAAUGACGUUAAUGGUAAUUGGUUACUAUU